CUCCUUUACGAACUUUUUUAUCUCGUCUAUACUCUAUAUAAUAUCUCUUAAAGGAUUGUGCAGAGAAUGAUCAUAUCUGUGAUUGGCCUAGCCAGAUCCAUCAUGAGGCGCUUUAUGCGUCCUAUUUUCUUUCUAGCCAGAGCAUCAUCUUGGAGACAAUACUGGACCGGCUCGCGCCCGACACAGAAAGCUUCUAUUCGAGAAUUACUCCUUCAAAAGAUCCCCCACAAAUCAUGGGACAGCCAUAUGCACGUAGUCGACCCAACGCAAUAUCCUCUCGCCGAAGGGGCACAAUAUACCCCCCAACCUCAUCUUCUAUCAGACGCCUUAACAUUCGAGUCAACACUGGGUAUCUAUAAGAUCGUCCUUGUUCAGCCAUCAAUUUAUGGCAACGAUAACUCGUGCAUGCUCGACGCCUUACGCAGGAUUGGCCCUCAAAAUGGGCGCGCUGUUGUAACAUUCGACCCGAAAUCAAUCAAUUCUUUAACUCUCGAUGUGUGGCAGAGGAUAGGGGUCCGAGGAGUCAGAAUCAACCUGCAAUCUGUGAGCCAGCAGAUGGAUCCAGUUGAGCUCACGGCCACCUUGCAACAAUAUGCGGACAUAAUACGCCCAUAUGGCUGGGUGUUGCAGCUUUAUGUCCCGCUCAAUACGGCGACUGUAUUGGAGACCGUUGUUCCGAAAUUAGGAGUGAAGGUUUGCUUGGAUCAUUUUGGAUGCCCAACGCUAUCCGGUACUUUUGGAUAUCCAGUCGCUGGUGACCCAUACUCCCUCCCGGGAUUUACGUCGCUCGUCAACCUUCUAUCGCAAGGAAGUACAUAUUUGAAAAUGUCUGCACCAUAUCGGCUGAGCCCAGAUGCUGGACAUCUGGAUUUGGAGCCUAUGGCGAAAGAGCUGCUGAGAGUUGCGCCGAACCAGAUAGUGUUUGCAUCCGAUUGGCCGCAUACACGAUAUGAGGGAUUGGACAUCAAGCCAUUUGUGGAAAGUGUGGUGGAGUGGUGCGGCGAUGAUAAUACCCUGAUAGAGAGGAUUUUUAAAUAUAAUGCUGAGGAUCUGUGGUCAGUUAGCAAUGAAAAAUAG
Pseudogymnoascus destructans is the source of this 1077-nucleotide messenger RNA. RefSeq lists its product as uncharacterized. The coding region runs from base 67 to 1077 and encodes 336 amino acids. Gene Ontology annotation, molecular function: hydrolase activity. NCBI's taxonomy places the organism in Eukaryota, Fungi, Ascomycota, Leotiomycetes, Thelebolales, Thelebolaceae. The transcript has a single exon. The record is from RefSeq and is a predicted model, not a curated record.